CUCAUCUCUGUCUCCGGGAGGCCCCGCUGGCUCCUUUGCUCGCGCCUCCAGUCGCGGCCGGGGCGGUGACUCCCGGCGCUGGUGCGAGAGGACAGAGGGGCCGAAGCGCCGAGAGGCAGCGCUGCUGCCGAACCCGUGCCGCGAGGGGGUCGGACCUCGGGGCCCCGCGCUGCCCGGCGGCGCCGCGGUUGGCGCUGCCGGCGGAGGCGGUGUCUGCGCGCGGCGCUCCGGGUCUGUUCUCUCCCGAGCUUUGGCACUCGCCCGAGCUGCUAGUGCGUCCGCCACUGUCUGCCUGCUCGGCUGUCUGCCCUCCCGCCGCCAGCCCUGUCUCUGGGCCCGGCCUCUCCUGUGCUCGGCUGCUCAGCGAGGCGACGAGGAGCGCGGAGGGGCCGGGGCGCACCGGACAGGGCGCGCGGGGCGCACGACUGGGCGCGCACGGCGCGGCGCCGGCCCAUGAAGCUUUCCGGCGCGGGGCGCGGCAGCGCGGGCCGGCCAUGGGGGGCAGCCUGCGGGUGGCCGUUCUGGGCGCUCCAGGAGUGGGCAAGACGGCCAUCAUCCGCCAGUUCCUGUUUGGCGACUAUCCCGAACGCCACCGACCCACGGACGGGCCCCGCCUCUAUCGGCCCGCGGUGCUGCUCGACGGCGCUGUCUACGACCUGAGCAUCCGCGACGGCGACGUCGCUGGCCCCGGCCCGAGCCCCGGAGGUGUCGAGGAAUGUCCUGACUCUAAAGACUGGAGCUUGCAGGAUACGGACGCCUUCGUGCUCGUCUACGACAUCUGCAGCCCGGACAGUUUCGAUUACGUGAAGGCCCUGCGGCAGCGCAUCGCGGAGACCAGGCCGGCGGGAGCGCCCGAGGCACCCAUCCUCGUGGUAGGCAACAAGCGGGACCGGCAGCGGCUGCGCUUCGGUCCUCGGCGUGCACUGGCCGCCUUGGUGCGCAGGGGCUGGCGCUGUGGCUACCUCGAAUGCUCCGCCAAGUACAACUGGCACGUGCUGCGUCUCUUCCGCGAGCUUUUGCGCUGUGCUCUGGUACGCGCACGUCCUGCACAUCCAGCCCUGCGCCUGCAGGGGGCGCUGCAUCCAGCGCGCUGUAUCCUCAUGUGACC
Messenger RNA from Marmota flaviventris (yellow-bellied marmot), 1108 nucleotides. It is a transcript of the gene Rasl10a, whose product is annotated as RAS like family 10 member A. Gene Ontology annotation, molecular function: GTPase activity; GTP binding. NCBI's taxonomy places the organism in Eukaryota, Metazoa, Chordata, Mammalia, Rodentia, Sciuridae. The record is from RefSeq and is a predicted model, not a curated record.